Molecule: messenger RNA, 1035 nt
Organism: Penicillium nucicola
Lineage: Eukaryota; Fungi; Ascomycota; Eurotiomycetes; Eurotiales; Aspergillaceae
Exons: 1
Coding region: 1-1035 (344 amino acids)
Source: RefSeq, a predicted model, not a curated record
AUGGCUUCCUCAUAUAGCUCGAGUACUCGAGCAGGUGCAAAGGCUACUAAUAUACCCGAUGUCACCCCCAACUUCGCCGACCCCAACUUUGACCCAGCCGAUUUCCUCAAUGAAUCCCUUUCACCACUGACCGUGGCAUCAUUACAACCCAAUGCCUCUCGAACACCCGGCUCAGUACCUCUGACAGAGCUGUCGGCACAAGUCCAGUCUCUACUUUCCAAGAUCAAUGCUCAAAACAUCCGAUUCUCGAGCACAUUAUCCCAGCUCACCGAUGAGAUCCUCCGAAGCGGCGGACGACUAGCCUACGAAGUCGAGGUACUGCGAGGCGAGACCAUUGGGCUAUCCGAAACCCUAACCGAAGUUCUGCGCGACGACAUCAACAAGUUUGUUCCCGAGCCAGAGCAAGAUGCGCACAAGCCCGAACAAACGGAGGAUGCACCAGCUCAAGACGACGAGGUAGCACCAACAGAAGAAAAGACAUGCGCCCCCGCAGAACCCGAAUACAUCACGAACCUCCGAACUCUCAACCAAGUCCGCUCACGACUAGAAGAUGUCGUGCAAACAUUCGGCGACGCAAUGGAAUGGCCACUCCCCCCAUCAGAGAUAUCCUUCUCUUCCUCCUUUAUCUCCGUCUCCGGACCAGACCUAGACGCCGACGGUCGCGACCGGGAAGAAAAGGGCCAAGAGAUGAUGAAGAAGCUACAAAAACAGGUGACAGAACUACUGGACAGCGAAGGAGGCGGACAGGCUGGGCUAGACGCUGCCAACCGACGCGUCGAAGCGAUUCGAGUGUUGGCGACUGUCUGGAAUGGCUCCGCAGAAGAGAAAGCGCGCAAUCGUUUUGUGGAUAGCCUUGCGAAGAUUGUGGAGGAUCGUCGUCGCUCUCUAGAACAGCAGCAGGCUGCUAGUGAGCAAAGCCAGCGCGCCUCCGCUAGAUCUAGGCCAGAGGCCAGGCGUGAUAGUGACAGUGGUGCGCCGGCUGGUGGCCUAUUUCGCAAUCUGCAACGUCUUCGAGAGGAGAUAUACUUGGAGUGA